Messenger RNA from Gopherus evgoodei (Goodes thornscrub tortoise), 5135 nucleotides. RefSeq names its product maltase-glucoamylase, intestinal-like. Gene Ontology annotation, biological process: carbohydrate metabolic process. Lineage: Eukaryota; Metazoa; Chordata; Testudines; Testudinidae. Gene Ontology annotation, molecular function: alpha-1,4-glucosidase activity; carbohydrate binding. The record is from RefSeq and is a predicted model, not a curated record.
AUGGCGAGGAACAUAAGCACAACGGUUCCACCUCCAAGAGUGAGACGGUACAAACUCAAUUCCUAUGGUUUCCAUCCCUUUUACAUGGGCCUGGAAAAUGAUGGAAAUGCUCAUGGAGUCCUCUUGCUUACCAGUAAUGCAAUGGAUGUCACAUUCCAGCCAACCCCUGCUCUGACGUAUCGCACUAUUGGAGGAAUUCUGGACUUUUACAUGGUGUUGGGCCCAACGCCGGAGUUGGUUGUUCAGGAAUACACUGCACUGAUUGGACGACCGGUCAUGCCACCAUACUGGUCUUUGGGAUUCCAGUUAUGCCGUUAUGGAUACCAAAAUGACACCGAAGUCUCUGACCUCUAUGAGGCAAUGAAGGCAGCUCGGAUACCUUAUGAUGUACAGUAUACAGACAUUGAUUACAUGGAGCGGAAGUUAGACUUUACUCUCAGCCCAAACUUUGCAGGACUUCCUGCUCUGAUUAAUCGAAUAAAAGAAGAAGGAAUGAGAUUUAUCGCUAUUCUGGACCCACCUAUCUCUGGCAAUGAGACAAAUGCUUAUCCACCAUUCACAAGAGGUGUGCAGGAUGAUGUCUUCAUCAAGUGGCCUAACAGCCCUGAGAUUGUCUGGGCAAAGGUUUGGCCAGAUUAUCCUAAUGUAAUAGUUAAUGAGUCUGCAGAUUUAGAAACACAGAUCAAGCUGUACAGAGCUUAUGCAGCUUUCCCAGAUUUCUUCCGCAAUUCUACAGCACAGUGGUGGCAAAGGGAAAUAGUAGAAUUCCACACUAAUCCAAAUGAUCCAGCGAAGAGUGUAAAAUUUGAUGGCCUGUGGACUGACAUGAAUGAACCAGCAAGCUUUAUUAAUGGAGCAGUUGAUGGCUGCAGAGAACCACUUCUAAACAACCCACCUUAUAUGCCACCUUUGGCAGAAAAGGAAAAAGGGCUGGAUCUCGUGACCUUGUGCAUGGAAAGUCAACAGUUCCUGCCAGAUGGGACCCCUGUCAGGCACUAUGAUGUACAUAGUCUGUAUGGAUGGUCACAGGCACAACCGACCUACUUUGCUGUACGCAAUGCCACAGGGGAACGUGGAAUUGUUAUCACCCGAUCAACAUAUCCCUCUAGUGGACGAUGGGCAGGUCACUGGCUUGGUGAUAACUAUGCAAGAUGGGACCAGCUUGAAAAAUCUAUUAUUGGUAUAAUGGAGUUUGGCCUCUUUGGAAUAUCCUAUAUUGGAGCAGAUAUCUGUGGCUUCUUCAAUGAUACAACAUAUGAAAUGUGUGCCCGGUGGAUGCAGCUUGGAUCAUUUUACACUUAUUCUAGAAAUCAUAAUGUGAUAGGAACUCAGAGACAAGAUCCUGUUUCCUUUGAUGAAAAGUUUGAAAAUAUUUCCAGAGAUAUACUCAAUACAAGAUACACGCUAUUACCUUAUCUCUACACUUUAAUGCAUGAAUCCCAUGUUCUUGGUAGCACUGUAACACGUCCUCUGCUUUUCGAGUUUGUGGAAGACAAAAAUACGUGGGAUGUAUACAAACAGUUUUUGUGGGGCCCAGCACUGCUGAUUAGCCCUGUAUUGGAUGAAGGAGCUACAGAAGUGAAUGCUUAUAUACCCAGUACACGCUGGUAUGAUUAUUACACGGGAAAAUCUCUUGAAGUAAGGGGACAAUUCCAGACAUUGCCAGCACCUCUUGAGCAUAUCAAUCUUCAUAUCCGGGGCGGUUACAUCAUCCCCUGGCAAAAACCUGGUCUUAAUACCAAUCAAAGCCGACAAAACUUUAUGGGACUUACUGUUGCUUUGGAUGAUAACGAGGUCGCUCAAGGUCAGCUUUACUGGGAUGAUGGAGUAAGCAUUGACACAUAUGAAAAUGGUAAUUAUUUCUUAGCAACAUUUGCCACAAACAAGAGUGUUUUAGAAAUUACGAUUGUGCACAAUGGAUACACUGACCCAAACAAUUUAAAAUUUGAUGAAAUUAAAGUCUUGGGAGUUGACAGAGUCCCUUUAGCUGUUACAGUAAAACAAAAUGGUGUGACCGUUCCAUCUCUCCAUAGUGUCAGCUACAGUGCUACAGAAAAGCUGCUGCAUAUUACUGGGCUUCAGCUUGAACUAGGGAAACCCUACUCAGUGGACUGGUCUUCAGUGGUUGAAGACAAUGAAAAAUUUAACUGUUAUCCUGACUCAGGUGCAUCAGAGGAAAAUUGUACUGCUCGUGGCUGUAUCUGGGAGGUUGCCUCUAACUCCCUUGUACCAUCAUGUUACUACCCAAGUAGUUAUGGUAUUCUGUCAGUAACAUUCAAACACCGCUUCGGUCUUACUGCUGACCUCUCCAGAGAUCCUAGUAUCCCUGACCGCUAUGGGGAUCGUUCUUCCCCUAUUAACACACUUCGCUUGGAAGUGAAAUAUCACGACGACAACAUGUUGCAGUUCAAGAUUUAUGAUGCCAACAAUAAGAGAUAUGAAGUUCCAGUACCACUAUUCCUCCCUAGUACUCCAACAAGUACAGAAGCAGGUCGACUCUAUGAAGUGACCAUUAAGAACAAUCCGUUUGGUAUUCAGAUUCAGCGCAAACGCACUGGAACAAUUAUUUGGGAUUCUCAGGUACCUGGCUUCACUUUUAGCGACAUGUUCAUUCAGAUUUCUACUCGUCUGCCAUCACAGUAUGUCUACGGCUUUGGUGAAACUGAACACACUACGUUUCGGCGUGAUAUGAACUGGCAGACCUGGGGAAUGUUCACCAAAGACCAGUCCCCUGGUUACAAACUCAAUUCCUAUGGUUUCCAUCCCUUUUACAUGGGCCUGGAAAAUGAUGGAAAUGCUCAUGGAGUCCUCUUGCUUACCAGUAAUGCAAUGGAUGUCACAUUCCAGCCAACCCCUGCUCUGACGUAUCGCACUAUUGGAGGAAUUCUGGACUUUUACAUGGUGUUGGGCCCAACGCCGGAGUUGGUUGUUCAGGAAUACACUGCACUGAUUGGACGACCGGUCAUGCCACCAUACUGGUCUUUGGGAUUCCAGUUAUGCCGUUAUGGAUACCAAAAUGACACCGAAGUCUCUGACCUCUAUGAGGCAAUGAAGGCAGCUCGGAUACCUUAUGAUGUACAGUAUACAGACAUUGAUUACAUGGAGCGGAAGUUAGACUUUACUCUCAGCCCAAACUUUGCAGGACUUCCUGCUCUGAUUAAUCGAAUAAAAGAAGAAGGAAUGAGAUUUAUCGCUAUUCUGGACCCACCUAUCUCUGGCAAUGAGACAAAUGCUUAUCCACCAUUCACAAGAGGUGUGCAGGAUGAUGUCUUCAUCAAGUGGCCUAACAGCCCUGAGAUUGUCUGGGCAAAGGUUUGGCCAGAUUAUCCUAAUGUAGUAGUUAAUGAGUCUGCAGAUUUAGAAACACAGAUCAAGCUGUACAGAGCUUAUGCAGCCUUCCCAGAUUUCUUCCGCAAUUCUACAGCACAGUGGUGGCAAAGAGAAAUAGUAGAAUUCCACACUAAUCCAAUAAUCCAGCGAAGAGUCUCCUCCCAAAAUCACUGCAAAAGAUCACCUUGCUUUCUAAAUAAUGUUGCCAUUCAGUCUUUGGCAGAAAAGGAAAAAGGGCUGGAUCUCGUGACCUUGUGCAUGGAAAGUCAACAGUUCCUGCCAGAUGGGACCCCUGUCAGGCACUAUGAUGUACAUAGUCUGUAUGGAUGGUCACAGGCACAACCGACCUACUUUGCUGUACGCAAUGCCACAGGGGAACGUGGAAUUGUUAUCACCCGAUCAACAUAUCCCUCUAGUGGACGAUGGGCAGGUCACUGGCUUGGUGAUAACUAUGCAAGAUGGGACCAGCUUGAAAAAUCUAUUAUUGGUAUAAUGGAGUUUGGCCUAUUUGGAAUUUCCUAUAUUGGAGCAGAUAUCUGUGGCUUCUUCAAUGAUACAACAUAUGAAAUGUGUGCCCGGUGGAUGCAGCUUGGAUCAUUUUACACCUAUUCUAGAAAUCAUAAUGUGAUAGGAACUCAGAGGCAAGAUCCUGUUUCCUUUGAUGAAAAGUUUGAAAAUAUUUCCAGAGAUAUACUCAAUACAAGAUACACGCUGUUACCUUAUCUCUACACUUUAAUGCAUGAAUCCCAUGUUCUUGGUAGCACUGUAACACGUCCUCUGCUUUUUGAGUUUGUGGAAGACAAAAAUACAUGGGAUGUAUACAAACAGUUUUUGUGGGGCCCAGCACUGCUGAUUAGCCCUGUAUUGGAUGAAGGAGCUACAGAAGUGAAUGCUUAUAUACCCAGUGCACGCUGGUAUGAUUAUUACACGGGAAAAUCUCUUGAAGUAAGGGGACAAUUCCAGACAUUGCCAGCACCUCUUGAGCAUAUCAAUCUUCAUAUCCGGGGCGGUUACAUCAUCCCCUGGCAAGAACCUGGUCUUAAUACUAAUCAAAGCCGACAAAACUUUAUGGGACUUACUGUUGCUUUGGAUGAUAACGAGGUCGCUCAAGGUCAGCUUUACUGGGAUGAUGGAGUAAGCAUUGACACAUAUGAAAAUGGUAAUUAUUUCUUAGCAACAUUUGCCGCAAACCAGAGUACCGUUAUUAUGAGUGUGGUGCAUAACAACUUCCUAACUAACGCAAAUCCAUUGAAAUUUGGCUAUAUGAACAUCUGGGGAAUAGGAAACCAACAGAUUACAGGUGUUACUGUCACUUAUGAUGGACAGACACAUACGAUUACUAACUUCACCAGUAACCAAGGAAAUCAGGUGCUACAAAUUGAUUUUACUGAGAAAAUAUUCAGCAUUGAAAAAUUUACACAACUUACAUGGACAACAAGCAAUUAACCAUCUGUGGACAAGAGGCAGUUUUAAAGCAUCUCCAGAGGCAUAUUUUCAUCAGCUAUUGUAUUUUGUUCAGCUAUACUAAUAGCAAAAAAACCAAAGAAAUGAAAAAGUUCUGUUGUGCAUACUACUGCACUAAGACAUGUAAUUUUGCCUGUGCCACUUAAUUCUGACAUGAUUAGUAGGGAUGUUUGCUUAGCUUGCACACAUGGGUAGGAGCCCAUUUUGAAACAUACAUGUCAUAUUAAUGAAAACACAUGUUAAGAAUUCUGAGAUCUUUUGCUGAGUAAUAAAGAGAGCUUAAUUUUUGCAGGUUAUUGAGGUGGAGAAAAAAGCCAGUGAAAUAUAAUAGUAUAAUUUAU